AUGUCGUGCGUCCGCUACAAGUUCUCCUCCAAACUGAGCGGCAAUACGGUCACCUUCCAUGGUUCCCACAUCUCCCUGGGCGACCUCAAGCACCAGAUCAUGAGCCGUGAGAAGCUGAAGGCGACCAGCUGUGACCUGCAGAUCAGCAACGCCCAGA
This is a messenger RNA of Apaloderma vittatum (bar-tailed trogon), 157 nucleotides long. Its product is annotated as E3 ubiquitin-protein ligase RBBP6-like. The transcript has a single exon. The annotation marks the transcript as partial. Gene Ontology annotation, molecular function: zinc ion binding. NCBI's taxonomy places the organism in Eukaryota, Metazoa, Chordata, Aves, Trogoniformes, Trogonidae. The record is from RefSeq and is a predicted model, not a curated record.